Diprion similis is the source of this 3412-nucleotide messenger RNA. Its product is annotated as dendritic arbor reduction protein 1-like. Gene Ontology annotation, molecular function: RNA polymerase II cis-regulatory region sequence-specific DNA binding; DNA-binding transcription factor activity, RNA polymerase II-specific. Gene Ontology annotation, biological process: regulation of transcription by RNA polymerase II. The coding region runs from base 743 to 3343 and encodes 866 amino acids. Lineage: Eukaryota; Metazoa; Arthropoda; Insecta; Hymenoptera; Diprionidae. The transcript has 4 exons. The record is from RefSeq and is a predicted model, not a curated record.
UCGCCGAGUUUGCCCGUUCACUCGCUUCCACUUUAUUAGUCUCGCGUCUCGCGCGGACCACCGCGAACCCCUGCGACCACGACGCUCUCCUCAACCACUCAACAACGCCGACCGACGACCGACAACCGACAACGACGCAGCCACAAUUUGCGUACCUCAACCCGGACAACUGCUUCCUAGGCCGGGACGUGUGCGGGAUGAGAAGUUACCUUCGUCUUUGCUGUGCCGCCUUGACUGUCUGACUUGUGGAAGAACUGGAAGCGACGAUCGAGACCGAGACCGAGACCGCGACCACGACCACUGUAUUACAAAAGAAAUAUUGUACACCGAAUACACUGAAUUAUCCGCGGUCCCGGUCCGUAUUAGCUGGAUUACUGGAUUAUUAUACCGUUUAAUCAUUCCGCGUGUAAUUGUGCACGUAAAUGUGAUUCCCAUCCGUUCGAUUCUACUCACGUGCGUGUGCUGAGUUGUGAUCGGGGGUCGCGAAAAGUGGAUGCUGAUAAAUGGUCCUCAGUGUCAUGUGCAGUGUUCCAGUGCAUCAAAUAACUAUUCGGUUAGCACUUCGUGCCCCGCCAGAUCCUCCGCAAAGUACAAGAAAGGUUGUCCUGGUAAAGAACCAGGCGUCCAGUGUCGCCCCGUGUUCCAGACCAGCGCGUUACGGCGUGCCGGAUAAUACUGCGUGUAUAACGAAAUUCUUUGCGUCGGAAAUCUCUAGGGGGAGGGCGACGAGUUGAGUAAAAAAAUGCUGGCACUCGCGAUGCGUCGCGAACACACCGCAGGCCGUAGUAAUUACAACGAUCCGAACUCCACGGCACCAAACUUUGAUCAGCUCCAGCACUCGUUCGCGGUUCAGUCCGAGGGUCUUGAAGCGGUGGUCCUCAACUCGCGGCUGCGCGACAACCACCAGGGUACCGGAGGCGAGUCCGAAAGCGCCGAGGCCGAAGGUGAAGGUGAACUGCAAGAGUUUGUUGACAUUGCACAGGUCCAGCAGCUCCUGCAGCAGCAACACCAUCAUCACCACCAUCAGCAGCAACAGCAGCAGCACCAGCAACAGCAACAGCAACAGGUCCCACCAGGCUCUACUUCCUGUGUCUGGGGUGCCGUUUACCCACCGCCACCACCGGCGAUAACUUUUCCUCAUUCCACGCACCACCAUCCCCAUCAUCACCAUCAUCAUCCCACGCCAGGAGAGGAUACCUGUCCGUCUGGCGAGGAUACCGCGGAGCCGUUGCAGAGGAUGACGAUGGACGGGAUGGAAGUGGUGGGCUCGCAACCCCACGCAGCGACCAGCCCGUUCCUGCUGGCCUCGCCGCCUCUCGGUCAUCACCAUCACCAUCACCAUCACCAUCACGCAACCUUCAAUCUGCAGGCGGUGCAGCUAAGCUUCGACGCCUGCCUCGCAUACAAUACCGUGUCCUCGGGUAGCACGACGUCGACCGCGGCCACGACGUCGACGGUCUCGUCGUGUAAGCCGGUGCCUUCGCUCUCCCUCGCCUCUUGCGUCUCGCUCCAGCCCCAGCAGCCGCAUCAUACCACCGGUGACAACCCUGCCGACUUGCACCACCAUCACCACAGGAACAACCACCACCAGCACCAUCAGACUCAUCAGCACCACCAUACCGAGGAGCGUCUUCGGCUCACCGACACCCCGUCAUCACCGUGUGAAACUGCCUCCGGUAACGAGCUCACGGAGAGACGACAACACCUCCACGACGACGAGGAGUGCGUUGGCGUUUCCAGCUGCAGGGACGACCUCGGGGACACCGCGGAAAAGGACAAGCCCGGCGACCUCAACACACCCGUUACCACGAGCAGCGACCUUCCUUCGUUCUUCGGACCCUCGGCCCUCGUUGAACCUCCUCCCAUUUCAGGAAGCUUGGCUGGCGAAGACCUCUCUUUGGAGGAGGCAGCUGUCGAGGACGACGAGACGACAGCCGGUAAUCGAGACCACCACCAGCACCACCAUCAGCACCAACAUCAGCAGCACCACCACCACCACCACCACCAACAACAUCAACAACAACAACAACAACAACAACAGCAGCAGCAGCAGCAACAUCAUCACCAGCAACCGGAAAAUUCGACGGGUCUGAGAUGCGACUCGGACGCGACGACGGGAGGAACGACGCCGCCUCGAGGAAGUGCGACAGGUCACCACGUGGCCCAGGAGGAGGCCGAGCGUUGCAACGCGGUACUUCAGAGCGGUGUCAUCCUCUACUCAUCCCCGCAUUCCUCGACGCCGACGGGAGCACCUGCAACGAGUCACACCCCGGCGAACAUAUGCAACGUACCGACUCUGACGUACCGUGGGAUUUUCACAGCUACCUGUACUCAAGCCUCACCCCUGAACCCAAUUCAGUCACAACAGCAAACCGUGGCCCCCGAACUCUGGGGAAGCUUACCAUCGCCGACCUUGAACCUGACCGGUCAACCCUUCCUCCACCCCUCCCUCCACGCAUCUCCCUACGGGGCGGAGACUGUCGAGCUACUCCAGGUCGAAUCGAAACCCCCGCCACCACCCGGCUAUCACGACACCUCGACGCCGACACCCGCUGGCUGGCUGACGGCCCACGAGGAAACUUACGACUCGAGCCUACUUUCCCAUCACCAACAUCACCAUCCGCAACACCAUCAUCAGCAACAGCAUCACCAGGAACCGACGCUGAAGCAGGAACCGUCCACAACUCCAGGCGGCUACAGUACCGGAACGGUGCAGCAGCAGCAGCAACAGCAGCAGCAGCAGCAGCAGCAGCAACAACAACAACAACAACAACAACAGCAGCAAACUGGCGGAGGAAACGGAGCGACCGGAAGCGUACAACUCGCGGAGUACAACCCAAGCACGUCGAAGGGUCAUGAGAUACUGUCCCAGGUCUAUCAGCAGAGCGCAUUACCGCUCCGCCUGGUCCCCGUAAAACCGCGAAAGUAUCCAAACCGGCCGAGCAAGACGCCGGUCCACGAACGUCCCUAUGCCUGUCCGGUCGACGGUUGCGACCGAAGGUUCUCCCGGAGCGACGAGCUAACCCGACACAUUCGCAUCCACACGGGUCAAAAGCCGUUUCAGUGCCGCAUAUGCAUGAGAUCCUUUUCACGGAGCGACCACCUAACUACCCACGUACGCACCCACACCGGUGAGAAGCCGUUCUGCUGCGACCAGUGCGGACGAAAGUUCGCGCGGAGCGACGAGAAGAAACGCCACGCGAAGGUACACCUAAAGCAAAGGCUAAAGCGCGAAGCCUCGAGCUCCGCCGGCAGUGGUUCUAACGCCGGGAGCUCGAACGCCGGUAGUAACGCGUCGCGCAAUCACCCCCAAGCUCACACAUCAUCCCCCUGCAAUCAGUAGAAAGCGCGAUACAUGCGUUCAUCCUCAAUACCCAUCCCAAAAACACUUUCAUUUUUAAACAUAUCAUCA